Molecule: messenger RNA, 3489 nt
Organism: Daucus carota subsp. sativus
Lineage: Eukaryota; Viridiplantae; Streptophyta; Magnoliopsida; Apiales; Apiaceae
Product: RNA cytidine acetyltransferase 1
Exons: 26
Coding region: 165-3251 (1028 amino acids)
Biological process (GO): rRNA acetylation involved in maturation of SSU-rRNA
Cellular component (GO): 90S preribosome; nucleolus
Molecular function (GO): tRNA binding; 18S rRNA cytidine N-acetyltransferase activity; ATP binding
Source: RefSeq, a predicted model, not a curated record
CCGAAGGGAGAUGAUUCUUAGACGCGCGUCCCUUCAAACCUGUGCGGCUGUGACCUAAAUUGCUAGUAAAACCCUAACAUAAACCCCUGUAGCGCGAACCCAAUUGAAAGAGGUUUCCGUUUUUAAAACAGACCUGAGAGAGAGAGAGAGAGGCUAAGAGAGAGAUGAGGAAGAAAGUAGAUGAACGCAUCAGAACUCUCAUCGAUAAUGGCGUCAAAACUCGACACCGUUCAUUCUUCGUCAUCAUCGGUGACAAGUCUCGCGAGCAGAUUGUGAACCUGCACUAUAUGUUGAGUAAGGCGGUGGCGAAGUCGAGGCCGAAUGUUCUCUGGUGCUACAGGGAUAAACUUGAGCUUAGCAGUCAUAGGAAAAAGCGUGCUAAGCAGGUCAAAAAGCUAAUGCAAAGGGGCCUCUUGGAUCCUGAAAAGGUCGAUGCUUUUUCACUUUUUGUUGAAACAGCGGGAAUACAAUACUGCCAGUACAAGGAUUCCGAAAGAAUUUUAGGGAAUACAUUUGGCAUGUUGGUGUUACAGGAUUUUGAGGCUAUGACUCCAAAUCUUCUUGCUAGAACUAUAGAAACAGUGGAGGGUGGUGGUCUGGUUGUAUUGCUGCUGCGUAAAUUAGCCUCACUAACAAGUCUUUGCACUAUGGUUAUGGACGUUCAUGAGAGGUAUCGUACUGCCUCUCAUUCUGAAGCUACUGGACGCUUCAAUGAGCGCUUUCUACUGUCACUCACUUCAUGUAAAGCAUGUAUAGUUAUGGAUGACGAGCUAAAUAUUUUACCCGUUUCUUCCCAUAUGAAGUCGAUUACCCCAGUUCCAGUCAAAGAGGACUCGGAGGGACUCUCAGAAGCUGACAAGGACCUGAAGGAUUUGAAAGAUCAGUUAAGCGAUGAUUUUCCUGUUGGUCCUUUGAUCAAAAAAUGUCGGACUUUGGACCAGGGAAAAGCAGUGAUCACAUUUCUUGAUGCAAUAUUGGAUAAAACUCUUCGUAGCACAGUUGCUUUGCUUGCUGCUCGUGGUCGUGGAAAGUCUGCUGCCCUUGGUCUUGCAAUUUCUGGAGCUAUUGCUGCAGGGUAUUCCAAUAUCUUCGUUACCGCACCUAGCCCUGAGAAUCUGAAAACUUUGUUUGAGUUCAUAUGCAAGGGAUUUGAUAUGCUGGAGUAUAAGGAGCAUUUGGAUUAUGAUAUUGUGCAAAGCAACAAUCCAGAUUUUAAGAAAGCCACUGUGAGAAUCAAUGUUUACAGGCAACACAGACAAACGAUUCAGUAUAUACACCCGCAUGAGCAUGAAAAGCUUUCCCAAGUUGAACUGUUGGUGGUUGAUGAAGCUGCAGCAAUUCCGUUGCCAGUUGUGAAGUCAUUACUUGGGCCUUACCUGGUCUUUCUUUCUUCAACAGUUAAUGGUUAUGAAGGUACAGGGAGGUCACUAUCGUUGAAAUUACUGCAGCAAUUGGAGGAGCAAAGCCGUGUCUCUACUAAAAGCUCUGAAAGCUCUCUUUCUGGCCGGCUUUUCAAGAAGAUAGAAUUGGCCGAAUCUAUUAGAUACGCAUCUGGUGAUCCUAUUGAGUCCUGGCUUCACACUUUACUUUGCUUGGAUGUAACCAGCUAUAUUCCCAAUAUCAACAGGUUGCCUCCACCCAGUGAAUGUGAUCUUUAUUAUGUUAAUCGAGAUACACUAUUUUCUUAUCACAAAGAUAGCGAAUUAUUUUUACAGCGGAUGAUGGCCCUAUAUGUUGCCUCUCACUACAAAAACUCUCCAAAUGAUUUACAAUUAAUGGCUGAUGCCCCUGCUCACCACUUGUUUGUGUUGCUUGGCCCUGUUGAUGAAUCAAGGAACCAUCUUCCUGAUAUUCUCUGCGUCCUCCAGGUUUGUCUUGAAGGACAGAUUCCUAGUAGUUCAGCCAAAAAGAGUUUAUCUGAGGGUCAUCAGCCCUAUGGAGACCAAAUUCCUUGGAAAUUUGCUGAGCAGUUUAGGGACACCGUAUUCCCAACUCUUUCAGGUGCUCGUAUUGUGCGCAUAGCCACACAUCCAAAUGCAAUGAAGCUUGGGUAUGGUUCGACAGCUGUGGAACUUUUGACAAGGUAUUUUGAGGGACAAUUUACCACUAUAUCUGAAGUUGAUGAUGAAAAUGCUUCUGAGCCUUCACAUAUGAGAGUUACUGAUGCAGCAGAGCAGGUUUCGUUACUAGAAGAAAAUAUUAAACCUAGGACAGACCUACCUCCUCUGCUUGCGCAUCUUCAUGAACGAAGACCUGAAAAGCUCCAUUAUAUUGGUGUCUCCUUUGGGCUUACUCUGGAUUUACUUCGCUUUUGGAAGAAACAGAAAUUUGCGCCAUUUUAUGUUGGUCAUAAUCCAAAUUCUGUCACCGGUGAACACACUUGUAUGGUUUUAAGACCACUAGAUAAUGAUGAUAUUGAAACUAGUGGAAUAGAUGAAUGGGGUUUUUUCGGUCCUUUCUACCAAGAUUUCAGGAAAAAAUUUACAUGGCUACUGGGAUCUUCUAGCUUUCGUACGAUGGAAUACAAGCUUGCGAUGAGUGUACUGGAUCCAAAGAUAAACUUUACAGAUGUGGAGCCAUCUUCAUCAGCUACAAGGGAAUCAUCAUAUUUGUUUAAUCAUGUUUUGUCGGGGUACAGUAUGGCUAGGCUUACGGACUACGUGAACAACCUUAUUGAUUUUCUUUCGAUCUCAUAUCUUGAACCCAUUUUUGCAACACUCUACUUUGAGGAAAAACUUCCUGUUACUCUGUCAUACACCCAGGCUUCUGUACUGUUAUGUAUGGGAUUGCAGAGACAAGAACUCUCAUAUGUCGAGGGGGCAAUGAACUUGGAAAGGCAUCAAAUUUUGUCACUGUACAUAAAAACCAUGAAGAAGUUCCACAAGUAUCUAACUGGUAUAGCCACCAAGGAGAUUGAUUCAGUUCUACCUCGACCCAAAGAAAUUACAAUGAAACCUCAUGCAAUAUCUUUGGAUGAAGACCUUAACGAUGGUGCCAAGCAAGUCAUGGAUAAGAUGAAAGCGAAGCUGGAUGAGGAUGACACAUUAAACCCAGAACACCUCCAAAAGUAUGCCAUCGAAGUUGAUUUUGGCAGCGCGCUGAAGAAUGGUAACGGGAAGAUACCUUCAAGUGGUCUUGUCAGUGUGAAAUCAAGUAGAAGUGCAGGAGAAAAACGAGUAAAAAGUAAAGAUAGCCAGAGUAAGGAUAAGCAACAUGGUUCAAGAUCGAACAAGAAGAGGAAAUCUCAAUAGGCUGGAUUGUGAGUUGUGCUGUCUACUGUAGGAAUAGAUGUCUCAGUUUUGUAAGAUGUUUUAUGCUAUAUAUCAUACAUACUUCCGUAAUUUCAAUAUUUUUGUAAUUCAAAGGAACAUCCCCCAUUACAUAACUAUGUCAUCAAAGAUCACUAAUAUAUAGUUAGUUUUGCUGGAAUGAGAGAACCAUAAGAUCAUCGGGUCUUUGUUGUAUGGCAAUUCCGCAAAUUUGGUUGUA